AUGAAAGUUCUAUGUUUUGCUUGGUGGGCUAGAUUGGGUCGAAUCCCAACUUUGUUGGCCCUUAGCCGCAGGAAUGUUAAGGUAGACUCCCAAUGGUGCAGUGCAUAUAUCUCGAGGUUAGAAACUUCCGACCAUCUCCUAUUGGACUGCCCAUUUGCGGAUCAUGUGUGGAGGAGUCUGGAGAUGUGGUGCGACAUUGGGAAGAUAAACGCCAAUUCAGUUAGAGGAAUUAUUGAUGAGGGUGUCAGAUUGAAGAUGAGUUCCAAUCGCAAGAAGAAGGCUCUGUUCUCGAUCCUCUAUGGUGCUCUGUGGGCUAUUUGGCGUGCCAUGAAUGAUAGAAUCUUCAAUGACGGUAUUGUUGAUCCGAUUAAGGUUGUCGAUUCGAUUAAGUCUAUGAUAUUUCUGUGGGUUAAACAUAGAUAUGGCAGCAACACAAACCACCGUCAACAGUCGGAAACGCCACAAAACUCCUGCGAAAUGAGCUCAAUUGAGCGCCCGGAGGGGCUUCCUUCCAGCUGGACCAUAGAAGUCAAAGGUUCAGAGGAAGAGAAACGUGAGUGUUACAUUGAUCCUGAAACUGGACGAGAGUUUCAUUCAAUGCUGGAGGUUUCUGACUAUCUUAACACCAUCAACAGCAGCAAAGCCACUGAGACAACAGGAGAUAAAGAUAAACCCUCUUCAGAAACAGUUAUUCCCGAGAAGUCUGAAGCUGCUGACGUGGCAGCAGAAGACAUCUCUGAAAAGAAUCAAGAAACCAGCGAAAAGAGCAAUGAGAAGAAUGCUGUCUCGGCCUCGGGGACUCAAGUGGAUGGGUUGCCCCCAGGUUGGAUAAAAGAAGUCGUAAUUAGGACUGCUAAAGGCCGCACCACAAGAAAAGAUCCGUAUUACCUAGACCCUUCAAGUGACUAUGCCUUUAUGUCCAAAUUGGAUGCUUUACGUUAUCUGGAAACUGGAGACAUAGAGAAAUGUGCAAUGAAACCAAGGAAAAAGAGUGAUAUUAUGAUGAAAUUAGCGAAUACACCAACCAAGACACAAAGUGCAAAUAAAAAGUCAACAAAGAGAAGCAACGAGACAAAAAAGUCAACAUCCACUCCACCUUCUCUAGCAUCAAAAAGGCUCAAAACAAGUGAAACUGUCGAACCACAGUCUGAGGAGCAACCAGAAAAAGAGAAAAAUGAAGGUGGUGAUGGUGUGGAAGAUGAUACCGAACAAGUCAAAGGUAAAGAGUCAAAUGUUGAAAAGUCAACUAACGAUGAAAAGACGGAAAUACCCCUGACUGUUAAUGGUGAUGUACCGAUUGAAGUUCCGGAAAUACCCAUGACUGCUGAGGAACAAAGUGUUGGAAUUGAGGAGAGGAAGAAUGAAGGUGCUAAUGAGGUUUGUUUUGUGGAGUAA
Messenger RNA from Lactuca saligna, 1395 nucleotides. Lineage: Eukaryota; Viridiplantae; Streptophyta; Magnoliopsida; Asterales; Asteraceae. The record is from the annotation of a GenBank genome assembly.